Molecule: messenger RNA, 1323 nt
Organism: Varanus komodoensis (Komodo dragon)
Lineage: Eukaryota; Metazoa; Chordata; Lepidosauria; Squamata; Varanidae
Gene: WARS2
Product: tryptophanyl tRNA synthetase 2, mitochondrial
Exons: 6
Coding region: 29-1066 (345 amino acids)
Biological process (GO): mitochondrial tryptophanyl-tRNA aminoacylation
Cellular component (GO): mitochondrion; mitochondrial matrix
Molecular function (GO): ATP binding; tryptophan-tRNA ligase activity
Source: RefSeq, a predicted model, not a curated record
GCGGCGUCACUCGCCCGUCCUUUCCAACAUGGCUGCGCCCAGCUCUUCCAUUCGGACGCUUCACCUCACAAAGAAUAAAGGCCUGAAAAGGAUUUUCUCAGGUAUUCAACCAACUGGGAUCCCUCAUCUGGGAAAUUACCUUGGUGCUAUCACAAAUUGGGUGAAGCUACAAGAAGAAUGCAGCUCCGUGCUAUACAGCAUUGUAGACCUCCACUCCCUCACGACACCGAGAGAACCGACCGUUUUACGCACAAACAUCCUAGAUAUCACUGCAGCUCUCCUUGCCUGCGGCAUAAAUCCACAGCAGUGCUUCCUUUUUCAGCAAUCUCAGGUGCCUGAACAUGCAGAGCUCAGCUGGAUUCUGGGGUGUUUCACCAGCAUUCCACGUCUGCAGCACUUUCCCCAGUGGAAGAUAAAGAAUGCCAACCAAAUGAAUGAAGGAACAGUUGGCCUGUUCACCUAUCCUGUCCUUCAGGCUGCUGAUAUUCUUCUUUACAAGUCAACGCAUGUACCUGUGGGAGAGGACCAAGUCCUUCACUUGGAGCUGACCCAAGAUACUGCCCGGCGCUUCAACAAGAAAUACGGGGAAUUCUUUCCGGUUCCCAAAGCCAUUUUGACUCCAGCGAAGAAGGUGAAGUCCCUCAGAGAUCCUUCAUCCAAGAUGUCAAAAUCAGAUCCUCAGAGAUUAGCCACAGUGGCCAUAACAGACAGCCCUGAUGAGAUAAAGCUGAAAUUUCGCAAGGCAGUCACUGACUUUACCUCUGAGGUGACCUAUGAGCCAGACCACCGCCCUGGUGUCUCCAAUCUCGUGGCCAUUCACUCUGCCAUAGCAGGGCUCAGCAAAGAGGAAGUGGUUCACCAGAGUAUUGGCCUUGAUACUGCUCAUUACAAAGCGGUGGUAGCGGAGGCAGUAAUCGAAAAACUUGCACCAAUCAGGAGUGAAUUCAAGAGACUAAAAGAAGACAGAUCUUACCUGGAGAAGGUGCUACAGACUGGAGCAGAAAAAGCCAAAGAACUCGCAGCACCUGUGUAUCUUGAAGUCAAAAGAUUGGUGGGAUUGCACUAGCCUCAAGGAAAAACAACUGAUACUUUUUAUUACUGAGUCCAGUCUUGUGUUCUUGACCCUGCUCCUGGCUGGACAUCUUUGUCCUUGGUUUGGGGCCAGAUCAUUUCCUGUCACGUGCAUUAACUGGGGAAUUUGAGAGAGCCCAGCAAGGCAGACGUGGAGAUCCACAAUGAAGGAAAGCCCUUUGUGCCCCUCCUGCCCCCAGUUGGAACCGAAUCAAAAGUAGAACCUAUUUGAUAAAAAAAUGCUGCAUUUGC